GCGCGUGACUCUGUGUCACUCAUAUGACGUCAUGCUAGCGCUACAAAACAGCACGGAGGUAAACACAAUAGAAGCUCGUGCGGCUGCAAGCAAUAAGCCCAUAUUUUUGGGUUGGACCCAGGCAAAAUGUUAAUUUUUGUGCGACCUAUUUGGGCGAAACAGCGAAUAAUGGAUGUACUUUUAUAAAGCUGUCUCAAGUGAACUUCCCUCUAUCGACGAUGAACGCGCUAGUGGCUCUCUGUCAUUUUUGUGAACUCCAUGGACCGCGUACACUGUUCUGCACCGAGGCUUUGCACCCUCCGUCGCCGUCACCUUCCUCCCUGGCAGGCGUUGAAGUGCCCGGGGACAGAGAUGUUGACCGGGACGGUGAAGGACUCACCAUGAGGGCCAACAGUUCGGCCACACAAAGGGGAGAAAUGUGUGAGGGGUGUCGCUCCCUCCCUGCAUCCCACCCAGGCUUCAUGAGCAUCGACGACGAGACGGGCAUUCGCUUUGUGAGCCACCAGCAUCCCAGAGAGCCGCAGCUCUUCAGCAUCGUGCGCCAGGCUUGCGUACGCAGCCUCAGCUGUGAGGUAACUGGUGACGUGUGCCCCGGGCGCGAAGGGCCAAUUUUCUUCGGGGACGAGCAACACGGUUUUGUGUUCUCACACACGUUCUUCAUCAAGGAUAGCCUCGCUAGAGGCUUCCAGCGCUGGUACAGCAUCCUCAUGGUGGCCAUGGACCGCAUUUACCUCAUUAACUCCUGGCCUUUUCUGUUACGCCACCUCCGACUGACCAUACAGAGUCUGCAAAGCACCGCCCUGAAGGUGUUUGACAACGAGCAAGGCGUUUGCCCCCAGCGAGCGGUGAGGAUGAACAGCGUGUUCUCUCCCGCGGUGUUCCCGCACCAGAGGAGCGGCAACGCAGCCCGCUCCCUCACGUCUCUCACGCAGCAUCCCAAUCUGUGGGCCAGCCUGCACUCCUCCUUCAGUUGGCUGCUGAAGGCCUGCGGUAGUCGUCUGACGGAAAAACUGCUGGAAGGGGCCCCCACCGAAGACACGCUUGUGCUCAUCGAGAGACAGACAGAACAAGAGGAGGAACUGAGCUGCUGGGAAGGAGCCGAAGGGGGCAUUUCCAAGCCCCAGGGGCACCAAUUAGACAGUGAAGUGGAUCACGACGAUGAGUCGCCCGGUCCCAAGUUUCGGUCACUCAGGCACUUGAGGCAGGCGCUCGGGGCCGCUGACUUUCGGCAGGUGGCGUGGCAUGUGCUCAUGGGAAAUCAGGUCAUCUGGCGAGGCGCCGACCCCAGCCUCAUCCAGUCUGCUUUCACGGUACUUAAGGCACUGCUGCCGGUAGGCUGUGUGCGUUCAAUUCCCUACAGCGCUCACUAUGAAGAGGCCUACAAAUGCAACUUCCUGGGUCUGAGCCCAGAUGUGGCCAUUCCAGCCCAUGUCAUCUCGUCAGAAUUUUCAGUGCUGGUGGACGUCAGCUCAGAGACAGGCUGCCCAAGCCCACCGACAGAAGACAAUAUCUGCUCGCUUUACCAAUUCAACAUGAGCAGUGCCAACACCCAACCCACAGACAGAGGCCCGACGUUACUCAACAAACUUGAGGUGGCGCUGUCCAACGAGAACCUGUCGGUGGACGUAGUGUCCCACUGUCUGCUCUGUUUGAAGGAGGAGUGGAUGAACAAGGUCAAAGUGCUCUUCAAAUUUUCCAAAGUGGACGGGCGAGGCAGGGAGGACACCCAGAAGGUUCUGGCUCUGCUCGGCACUACGGGGCCCGGCGAGGAGGACAACGUGAGGCUGCUCAAGUUCUGGAUGACGGGACUCAGCAAAACAUACAAGAGCCAUCUGAUGAGUGCCGUCCGGGGAGGGGAUAGGAGCCCCAGCCAGUGACGAAGACUGAAAGACUCAAUGAAGUUAUUGUACUGGAGAAAGGAAAGUGAAAGUAAAGAAUCCUUUCACGGUUGUCACCAUUUGCUUCUCUUUACAAGAAUUGAAUGGACACCCUGGUUUUUCCCCAAAGUUAUGAGAAUUUGUGCAUAUGAGAUUAGACUUGUGUAUUUUUCUAUUGGAAUUGUACAAAUACGUCCAUUUUAAUUUAUUAUGCUUGUUGGUUGCUUUGGUAAUAAAAUGAUUGAACGGA
Messenger RNA from Hippocampus comes (tiger tail seahorse), 2127 nucleotides. It is a transcript of the gene flcn, whose product is annotated as folliculin. Gene Ontology annotation, cellular component: cytosol. Gene Ontology annotation, biological process: positive regulation of transforming growth factor beta receptor signaling pathway; positive regulation of TORC1 signaling; negative regulation of transcription by RNA polymerase II. Lineage: Eukaryota; Metazoa; Chordata; Actinopteri; Syngnathiformes; Syngnathidae. The transcript is spliced from 12 exons. Gene Ontology annotation, molecular function: GTPase activator activity. Bases 219 to 1877 code for a protein of 552 amino acids. The record is from RefSeq and is a predicted model, not a curated record.